CCGAAAGGCGGGCUCGGGUGGCUGGCAGCGCCUGGGAGGGCCAGGUCGGAGAGAGGAAGCUCCUCCCCUGUGCGCCCCGCCGCCGCAGAGUUGACCAGUCUCUAGAAGAGAAGAGAGAGCUCCGGCUCCGGAUAAGCAGCGGCUUGGCGUGGGCUGCGCGGAGAAUGGACGGCCUCGUGACCUCAUGUCCGGCAGGCUGUAGUGCCUGCCGAGCCGGCUCGCGCAGCGGGUGGAGCCGCGGGAGCGGCGGGCACUUCCGGAAUCGAUCGGCUGCUUGAGUGCCCGCGCCACCCGCUACCAUGAACGAGGAGGCCAUCUGCAGCGUCCUGCCCACCAUCCCGUACCACAAGCUCGCCGACUUGCGCUACCUGAGCCGCGGCGCGUCCGGCACCGUGUCUUCUGCCCGCCACGCAGACUGGCGCGUUCGGGUGGCCGUGAAACACCUGCACAUUCACAGCCCGCUGCUCGACAGUGAAAGAAAUGAUGUCUUAAGAGAAGCUGAAAUUUUACACAAAGCUAGAUUUAGUUACAGUCUUCCAAUUUGGGGAGUUUGCAAUGAGCCUGAAUUUUGGGGAAUAGUUACUGAAUACAUGCCAAAUGGGUCAUUAAAUGAACUCCUACAUAGGAAAAAUGAAUAUCCUGAUGUUCCUUGGCCAUUAAGAUUUCGUAUUCUGCAUGAAAUUGCACUAGGUGUAAAUUACCUGCACAAUAUGAAUCCUCCUCUACUUCAUCAUGACCUGAAGACUCAGAAUAUCUUAUUGGAUAAUGAAUUUCACGUUAAGCCCCUAAUUCAGUGCCACUUCUUCCUGCUGCAGUGA
Molecule: messenger RNA, 818 nt
Organism: Lagenorhynchus albirostris (white-beaked dolphin)
Lineage: Eukaryota; Metazoa; Chordata; Mammalia; Artiodactyla; Delphinidae
Product: receptor-interacting serine/threonine-protein kinase 2-like
Exons: 4
Coding region: 300-818 (172 amino acids)
Biological process (GO): protein phosphorylation; innate immune response; positive regulation of canonical NF-kappaB signal transduction
Molecular function (GO): JUN kinase kinase kinase activity; ATP binding
Source: RefSeq, a predicted model, not a curated record